UCGUAGUUCGAAAACUGCAUCAAAACACCAUCAAACUCUCUGUGAAGAAUCUGAAGAAAAAACAAACCAAGAAUACUCAACUUUCAGAGAAAAUGGCAGCAAGAAACCAAACUAAAGACCUUAAAUGUGCCACACAUCUCCUGAAUGAUAAGUUCAGAAACAUGACUGAGGAGAAGAAGGCGAUUGUGAGGGAUCUUGGAUUCGGUGGGUUGAUGCACAUCCCACCACUAAGGGUGGAUCACCAACUCUUAAGGGAGCUGGCAAACAACUUCAAACUUGGGGAGAACAGACUGAAGACAGGAUAUGGUUCUUUCCAAAUAACCCCAAAAAAAAUAGGUGAUGCGCUUGGCAUCAAUGCAACAGGAGAUCUAUUUCCUGAGAAAGUUGACUAUAAGAAACUUUCUGAUGAUGACAAAAUAAUUUAUAGAAGAUUCCAGGGUAAGACCCUCAAAAGUCUUACCGAUGAAAUGAUGGAAAUUGGCGUUGGCAACGAAGAGGAACGCCUGAUGUUUAAGAGGAUAUUCAUCCUCUACAUACAGAUGGCGUUCCUUUUGCCAACGACGAUAAACAAAAUAUCGCCCGUGCACCUGACCCCAAUUUUUAAGAUGGACGGCAUAUCGGAGAGAAACGGGGGGGCAUGUUUUGACCUUCAUGGUCAAGGGCAUCACAGACUAUCAAGAGAAGAAGAAGAAGGCAAUCAAUGGCUGCCUCUUCGCCCUGAUGAUAAUCUACUUUCAUCUUUCAAAAAACAAAGGCAAGAACAGGGUUGA
Messenger RNA from Arachis duranensis, 770 nucleotides. RefSeq lists its product as uncharacterized. The coding region runs from base 93 to 770 and encodes 225 amino acids. The transcript has 3 exons. NCBI's taxonomy places the organism in Eukaryota, Viridiplantae, Streptophyta, Magnoliopsida, Fabales, Fabaceae. The record is from RefSeq and is a predicted model, not a curated record.